Messenger RNA from Aethalodelphis obliquidens (Pacific white-sided dolphin), 1910 nucleotides. RefSeq names its product pentraxin 3 (gene PTX3). Lineage: Eukaryota; Metazoa; Chordata; Mammalia; Artiodactyla; Delphinidae. Gene Ontology annotation, molecular function: complement component C1q complex binding. Bases 148 to 1296 code for a protein of 382 amino acids. The record is from RefSeq and is a predicted model, not a curated record. Gene Ontology annotation, biological process: host-mediated suppression of viral proces; innate immune response. The transcript is spliced from 3 exons.
AUUCAUCCCCAUUCAGACCUUCCCCAGCAUUUAUUAAGGGCUCUCAGCUCCUGCCUCUCACUCUCCUCCGCUGCUUCUCCACUCACUUGAGAGCCUCUUGUCUCGUCCCCUCCCGACGUCUGUGGGAAGAACUUUGUCUCUUCAGCAAUGCAUCUCCCUGUGAUUCUGUUUUGUGCUCUCUGGUCUGCAGUGUCGGCCGAGAACUCGGAUGAAUAUGAGCUCAUGUAUGUGAAUCUGGACAAUGAAAUAGACAAUGGACUCCAUCCCACUGAGGACCCUACGCCGUGCGACUGCAGUCGGGAGAACUCCGAGUGGGACAAGCUUUUCAUCAUGCUGGAGAACUCGCAGAUGCGGGAGGGCAUGCUGCUGCAGGCCACCGACGACGUCCUCCGGGGUGAGCUGCAGAAGCUGCGGGCCGAGCUGGGCCGGCUGGCGGGCAGCCUGGCGAGGCUGUGCACGCCGGUGGCCCCCGCCGAGGCCAGGCUGGCCCGGGCGCUGGAUGAGCUGCUGCAGGCGAGCCGCGACGCGAGCCGCAGGCUGGCGCGCCUGGAGGAAGCCGGGACGCUGCAGCCGCAGGAGGAGGCGGGGCGGGCCCUUGGCGCAGUGCUCGAGGAGCUGCGGCAGACGCAGGCCGACCUCCGCGCUGUGCAGGGCUGGGCGGCAGGACGCUGGCUGCCAGCAGGUUGUGAAACAGCGAUUUUAUUUCCCAUGCGUUCCAAGAAGAUUUUUGCAAGUGUGCAUCCAGCAACACCAAUGAAACUUGAGGCUUUCAGUGCCUGCAUUUGGGUCAAAGCCACAGAUGUGUUAAACAAAACUGUCCUGUUUUCCUAUGGCACAAAGAGGAAUCCGUAUGAGAUCCAGCUGUACCUCAGCUAUCAGUCCAUCGUGCUUGUGGUGGGUGGAGAGGAAAACAGACUGGUCACCGAUACUGUGAUUUCCCUGGGAACGUGGACCCAUCUGUGCAGCACCUGGAAUUCAGAGAAAGGGCACGUGGCCUUGUGGGUAAAUGGUGACCUGGUGGCCGCCACUGUAGACAUGGCCACGGGUCACGUUGUUCCCGAAGGAGGAAUCCUGCAGGUUGGCCAAGAAAAGAACGGCUGCUGUGUGGGUGGUGGCUUUGAUGAGACAUUAGCCUUUUCUGGCAGACUCACGGGCUUCAACAUCUGGGAUCAUGUUCUCAGCAAUGAAGACAUAAGAAAGACCGGAGGAGCAGAGUCCUGUCACAUCCGGGGCAAUGUGGUUGGGUGGGCAGUCACGGAGAUUCAGCCCCACGGAGGAGCGCAGUACGUUUCUUAAGUGUGGUGAAACUCUACUUAAAGCCAAAGAAAGAAACUCACAUUUUAAGCAUAUGCCACUUGGGAAGGUCUAAAAACCUGAAUGCAUUACUAAGAACACUUGAGACUAAUGAAGGAGAGAGUUGAGAUCAAUCUUUAUUUAUCUUGGCAAAAUACUGAAUAAAUAGUCGAAGGGGAGACAUUGGAGAAGGCUUUUGGGGAUAUUGUUACUAGACUUUAUGCCAUGUGCUUUCAGAUUAAUGCUGUGUCUUUGUCAGAUAAACUCUCAAAUAAUGAAAAAAGACUGUAUGGUUGAACAGAAGGACAAUUGUUUUACUUUUCUUUGGCUAAUUUUGUUUUGGCCAGAGAUGAAUUUUACAUUGGAAGAAUAAUAAAAUAACAUUUACUGUCCACUGUUCAUUGUAUUUGGUACAUACCUUAUUAUGAAAAAAUGAUGAUAGAACAUAUUUAUACUACCAUGUGACUUAACAAAUACAAAUGUAGUGUGUGUUAUAAUCAAAUGUCAUUUUUUGAGGAGAUAGUUAUAUAAGUUAUAUUGUAAAAUGGUUUUGUAUUAAUUUUAUUGAGACUAUUUUUGUAAAUCUCUUCUGUAAAUAAAAUAUUUUAUAAAAAUGA